Molecule: messenger RNA, 2233 nt
Organism: Zea mays
Lineage: Eukaryota; Viridiplantae; Streptophyta; Magnoliopsida; Poales; Poaceae
Product: Haloacid dehalogenase-like hydrolase (HAD) superfamily protein
Exons: 9
Coding region: 302-1909 (535 amino acids)
Source: RefSeq, a predicted model, not a curated record
UAGUUUUAAUUUAAAUACUUUUAAAUAUAAAAAUGAAAAAGCUACAUACAUAGUAGUACAGGCCGCACAUCAUAAAGGCCUAAGAUUACUACGGCCCAUUAACUCAAAUUUACGGCCCAAAAUGGCGAGGCAGGCGAAACGGUGACGGAGCUGGUAGUUCCCCAAAUCCCGAGCCGCGCCACCGGCAGCAGGGAGAAACGCCGCCGCCCGCUCGCCCCGUGCACUGCUCCUCCGCCUUAGCCCGUAGCCACCAGAUCCUUGGCGCACCAGCCCUCCAUCGCAGUCCUGGUUAGGCUAGGGGAUGUCAAAUCUCGAUUCCGCGACGCCGGCGGCUGCAGUGGCGGAGAUAGGGACGGCGGAGCGGGACUCUACCACCGCUUCUGUUUCAGCUUUAAAUGGGACACAUAGAUGCAAGAAGAAGAAGAUAAAGAAGAAUACGACUCGGGAGCAGCAAGAGUUACAACUUGAUUUGGAUUCAACAUUGACAGCAGAGGCGGAGGGACAAGUAGAGGCAAAGGGAAACGAGGUGGAGGAGCAGGAUGCCACUGAUGCUGUUGCUUCUGGUAUUUUGAUGGAGGGGACAGCAAAAUAUUAUGAGGAGGACUCCAAGGUGAAGGUCAGUCUGAUGCCCGAGAAGGAAGCCAACACCACUGUUGUUUCAGUUUCUGAGAGUACACCAAAACACAAGAAGAGGAGGAAAAAGAAGAACAAGAUUCAGGGGCAACUAGAUUCUGCAAAGGCAUCAUCUAGUGUUGUUUCCAUGGAUAUAAUUGCAGCUGAUAAAUCUGAAAAUGGUUGCACAGAUGUGGUAGGGGCAUCAGGACAUGCUGAUAUCAAUAUGGAUCCCAUAAAUGGUGAUGAUCUAAGUAGUGCUCAGUCAAAGGCAAAUGAUGCUGAUGUUUUACUGAAGAAUAAGGAUGGAAACAAGGGGGAUAAGAAUUGCGCUGAGAACAGCGUCUUGUUGCAGGAGAGCUCUGCAAGAAGAAAAAGACGGAGGGGAAAAAGAAAGUGGGGUUCAGCCGGUGGAGGACCAGGCUUCUCUUCUGAUAAUGGAGGCGUGGUUGCUGAGCAUAGCCUGCAUUCUUCAGCAAACCAUGGUCUUAGCUGCAUAUGUGCUCCAUGUUUAGUUGAGGCACAUGAAAAGAAGAUCCAAAAUAUCUACUCACCAAGAGGAUCACUGGUAAGGUUUCAAAGGAAGAAACUCCUGAUCUUGGACCUUAAUGGUCUGCUAGCAGAUAUAAAUCAAGAUUACCAUAAUGCACACUUGGCACAUGCAAAGGUUCGAACCAAAUUAGUUUUCAGAAGACCAUACUGUGACGAUUUUCUGAGAUUCUGCUUCCAGAAUUUUGAGCUAGGAAUAUGGUCAUCAAGGAAAAGGGAAAAUGUUGAAUCGGUUGUUGAUAUCCUUAUGAGGGGUCUUAAGCAAUGCCUACUAUUUUGUUGGGACAUGUCUUACUGCACUGUUACAGGGUGCAAAACAAUUGACAACAAGGACAAACCAUUAGUGCUGAAGGAACUAAAAAGGGUUUGGAAUAAGGAUGAGCCAGACCUCCCAUGGGGGCAGGGAGAGUUUUCACCUUCAAAUACAUUACUGGUGGAUGAUUCGCCCUACAAGGCUCUGUGCAACCCGCCAAACACUGCAAUCUUCCCCGAACCCUACAAUUACAUGAACCAGAGGGAUGAUUAUUCCUUGGGACCUGGUGGAGAUCUUCGGGUUUAUCUGCAGAGAAUUGCUGCUGCAGACAAUGUUCAAAAUUUUGUUCGGGAUAACCCAUUUGGUCAGAAGUCCAUCACAGAGAGUGAUCCAAACUGGAAUUUCUAUGUGAAAAUAGUCGAUAAGAUGGAGAAGCAAAUAGUUGAUCAAGUGGAAACGAAAAUAGUUGAUGAAGUGGAGAGGUCCUUAGGUUAAUAGGAACAAAGGUUCAAUCAAGAGAAAGUUCUGUAUUUGUUUGUGUUGAUUAGCAGGUGUUUUGCAUUGCGCCAGUGCUAUCAUGUGUAAUCUAAUUUAGUAAUUGUUGUUUCAUAGACAAAACAUGAUUUGAAGAAUCUUGAUAGGUUUUGUUGUUCCAACCGAGGGAUGAAUCAUUGUUUGUCCUGUAUCGAGUGUUACAGGCUUUCUGGUUUGCUAACUUAGCUAUUUCUGGAAGUUUGGUUGACUAUGCUGGAGGAUGAUUCAGUUCGAUGGAACUGUUAUAUACUCGAAUUGUUGUAAAUCAUCUCAGUUUCAUGGUUU